Messenger RNA from Drosophila kikkawai, 5030 nucleotides. It is a transcript of the gene Top2, whose product is annotated as topoisomerase 2. Gene Ontology annotation, molecular function: DNA topoisomerase type II (double strand cut, ATP-hydrolyzing) activity; ATP binding; DNA binding. Gene Ontology annotation, cellular component: nucleus. Gene Ontology annotation, biological process: resolution of meiotic recombination intermediates; DNA topological change; sister chromatid segregation. The record is from RefSeq and is a predicted model, not a curated record. NCBI's taxonomy places the organism in Eukaryota, Metazoa, Arthropoda, Insecta, Diptera, Drosophilidae.
CAACAGCCCUACAGUGCGUUUUUCGAGUCGAACAGUUGAAGUUUGUAGUUUGUAAAUGUUCAUAAUAUAAAUAUAAUAUAUUAUAGCCCAGUGCGAGUGGCAAUCACGCAAGAAGUGCAGUAGAACGCAAAAGGAGGACGCACAGACAACGUGAAAAUCGUGGUGCGUCGUCUGUUACAUCCCCUACAUUUGUGCAUCGUUGUUGGGCGGCAGCAGCGACUUAGCACCGCAAAAACUGUGCAACUUUUAGGCCAGAAGAGGCAACCAAGACAAAACAACAGCAGAAUCAUGGAGAACGGCAUGUCCAUCGAGCAGAUGUACCAGAAGAAGUCGCAGCUGGAGCACAUUCUGCUGCGACCGGACUCCUACAUCGGAUCCGUAGAGUUCACCAAGGAGCUGAUGUGGGUCUUCGACUCUGAACUGAAGCGAAUGGUCCAAAAGGAGAUCUCAUUUGUGCCUGGCCUGUACAAGAUCUUCGACGAGAUUCUGGUAAAUGCGGCCGACAACAAGCAGCGCGACAAGUCAAUGAAUACCAUCAAGAUUGACAUUGAUCCGGAGCGCAAUGUUGUGUCCAUUUGGAACAACGGUCAGGGCAUUCCGGUGACCAUGCACAAGGAGCAGAAGAUGUACGUUCCUACAAUGAUCUUUGGCCACUUGCUGACUUCCUCAAACUACAACGACGAUGAAAAGAAGGUGACUGGCGGCAGAAACGGCUAUGGUGCAAAGCUGUGCAACAUAUUUUCCACUAGCUUCACCGUGGAAACUGCCACGAAGCAAUACAAGAAAAGCUUCAAACAAACCUGGGCCGAUAACAUGGGCAAGGCCUCCGAAGUUAAGAUCAAGGAGUUUAGUGGCACUGACUUCACCCGCAUCACGUUCAGCCCCGAUCUGGCCAAAUUCAAGAUGGAACGCCUCGACGAUGAUAUUGUGGCUCUUAUGUCGCGUCGUGCCUACGAUGUGGCCGCUUCCUCGAAGGGUGUUUCCGUCUUCCUUAACGGCAACAAGCUUACGGUGAAGAACUUUAAGGACUACAUUGAUCUGCACGUAAAGAACGCAGAUGAUGACGGGCCAGUCAUUAAGGUCGUCCACGAGGUGGCUAACGAGCGGUGGGAAGUGGCCUGUUGUCCCUCGGACCGCGGCUUCCAGCAGGUCUCGUUCGUAAACUCCAUAUGCACGUACAAGGGCGGUCGGCAUGUUGACCAUGUAGUUGACAAUGUCAUCAAGCAGCUCAUUGAGGUUCUGAAAAAGAAGAACAAGGGUGGCAUCAACAUAAAACCCUUCCAGGUGCGCAACCAUCUGUGGGUCUUCGUCAAUUGCUUAAUUGAGAACCCAACGUUCGACUCUCAGACCAAGGAGAACAUGACCCUGCAGGCCAAGAGCUUUGGCUCCAAGUGCACUCUGUCCGAAAAGUUCAUUGCCAACAUGUCCAAAUCGGGCAUUGUUGAGUCGGUGCUGGCUUGGGCCAAGUUCAAGGCUCAGAACGACAUUGCCAAGACGGGCGGUCGGAAAUCGAGCAAGAUCAAGGGCAUUCCCAAGCUGGAGGAUGCCAACGAGGCGGGUGGCAAGAACUCGAUCAACUGCACACUCAUCCUGACCGAGGGAGACUCGGCCAAAUCGUUGGCUGUGUCCGGUCUGGGUGUCAUUGGCCGGAACUAUUACGGUGUGUUCCCGCUUCGGGGAAAGCUGCUAAACGUACGCGAGGCCAAUUUCAAGCAGCUAUCGGAAAACGCAGAAAUUAACAAUCUGUGCAAGAUCAUCGGCCUGCAAUACAAAAAGAAGUAUCUGACCGAGGACGAUCUGAAGACAUUACGAUACGGCAAAGUGAUGAUCAUGACUGAUCAGGAUCAGGAUGGUUCCCACAUUAAGGGCCUACUUAUCAAUUUUGUUCACACCAAUUGGCCGGAGCUGCUGCGCCUCCCGUUCCUCGAGGAGUUCAUAACGCCGAUUGUGAAGGCCACCAAGAAAAACGAAGAGCUGUCGUUUUACUCGCUGCCCGAGUUCGAGGAGUGGAAGAACGAUACGGCCAAUCAUCACACGUACAAUAUCAAGUACUAUAAGGGUCUGGGUACCUCCACGUCCAAGGAGGCGAAGGAGUAUUUCCAGGACAUGGAGCGCCAUCGCAUCCUCUUCAAGUACGACGGCUCCGUGGACGACGAGAGCAUUAUGAUGGCCUUCUCCAGGAAGCAUAUCGAAUCGAGAAAGGUGUGGCUCACCAACCACAUGGACGAGGUGAAGCGACGCAAGGAGCUGGGCCUGCCGGAACGCUAUCUUUACACCAAGGGCACCAAGCACAUCAGCUACGCGGAUUUUAUCAACCUGGAGCUGGUGCUGUUCUCCAAUGCCGACAACGAACGCUCCAUUCCCAGCCUGGUCGAUGGCCUGAAGCCGGGCCAGCGUAAGGUUAUGUUUACCUGCUUCAAGAGGAACGAUAAGCGAGAGGUUAAAGUGGCGCAACUUUCCGGUUCGGUGGCCGAGAUGUCGGCCUAUCAUCACGGCGAGGUCUCCCUCCAAAUGACCAUUGUGAAUCUGGCCCAGAACUUUGUGGGAUCCAACAACAUAAACCUUCUGGAGCCCCGGGGUCAGUUCGGUACCCGUUUGACCGGCGGCAAGGAUUCGGCCAGCGCUCGUUACAUUUUCACGCUGAUGUCGCCGCUAACGCGACUCAUCUUCCAUCCCCUGGACGAUCCGCUGCUGGCCUAUCAAACCGAUGAUGGCCAGCGGAUAGAGCCGCUCUGGUACUUGCCCAUCAUUCCUAUGGUGCUGGUCAAUGGUGCCGAGGGCAUUGGCACCGGUUGGUCCACCAAGAUAGCCAAUCACAAUCCCCGCGAGAUAAUGCGCAAUCUUAAGCGGAUGAUCAACGGGGAGGAGCCCCAGGCAAUGCAUCCUUGGUACAAAAACUUCAAGGGAUGCACGGAAUACAUUUCGGAUGGCCGAUAUGUGGUCAGUGGCAAUAUACAGAUCUUGCCGGGCGAGCGCAUUGAGAUCACCGAGCUACCUGUGGGCGUUUGGACGCAGACCUACAAGGAGAAUGUACUGGAGCCGCUGGCAAAUGGCACCGAGAAGGUCAAGGCCGUGAUCAACGAGUACAGGGAGUAUCACACGGACACCACCGUACGCUUUGUGGUCAGCUUCUCGCCCGGCGAGUUUGUGCGCAUCCGCAACGAGGAUGGCGGGUUCUUCCGCGUGUUCAAGCUCUCCACAACGAUAUCAACCAACCAGAUGCAUGCCUUCGAUAAGAAUAAUUGCCUGCGUCGCUUCCCCAAUGCCUUGGAUAUACUCAACGAGUUCUAUAAGCUGCGACUGGAGUACUAUGCCCGGCGCAAGGACUACUUGGUGGGACAGCUAACGGCCCAGGCCGAUCGGCUUAGCGAUCAGGCACGCUUCAUCCUUGAGAAGUGCGAGAAGAAGCUGGUGGUGGAGAAUAAACAGCGGAAGGCUAUGUGCGAUGAGCUGGUGAAGCGUGGCUAUCGUGCCGAUCCCGUCAAGGAGUGGCAGCGCCGCAUCAAGCAGGAGGAUGCCGAAGCCGAAAACGAGGAGGAGGACGACGAUGAAGCGGAUGCAGAGGCAGCUCCCAGUGCCAGCUCCAAGGUCAAGAAGGAGAAGGAGGUGGAUCCGGAUAAGGCAUUCAAGAAGCUAACUGACGUCAAGAAGUUCGACUAUCUCCUGGGCAUGUCCAUGUGGAUGCUGACUGAGGAGAAGAAGAACGAGCUGCUCAAACAGCGAGAUGCCAAGCUCGCCGAGCUGGAUAAUCUGAUAAAGAAGACACCGGAAUUGCUCUGGCUGGACGAUUUAGAUGCCCUCGAGCAGAAGAUGAACGAGGUCGAGGAGAAGGAGCGACUGGAGGAGCUGGGCAUAAAUACAAAGACGUCCAAGGCACUCAAGGGCCAGAAGGGCGCCACAACCGCCAAGGGCAGAAAGGUAAAGGGAAUGGCGGGACAGGGCGGUGGCGACAUUUUCCCCGAUCCCGAGGGCGAGCAGGUUGAGUUUAAGGUCACCGAUGAAAUGCUAAAGAAAAUGGCUCUGGCGGCCAAGGUGGCCAAGGCUGCCAAGGAACCCAAGGAGCCCAAGGUGAAGAAAGAGCCGAAGGGCAAAGCCGUUAAGUCCGAGGCCGAUGAGUUGGACGACUUUGAUGCUAUGGUCGAGAGCGGCGCGAAGGCCUCGCCCAAGGCCAAGAAGGCUGCUGCUGUCAAAAAGGAGCCGGGAGUGAAGAAGCCGCGACAAAAGAAGGAGAACGGCGACGGGCUGAAGCAGGGUAAACUGGAUUUCAGCAAGGCUAAGUCAAAGAAUACAUCGAUUUCCGAUGAUGAUGAUGUGGUGGAGGUUUCCAGCAAAUCGGUAGAACGCCCUGGACGUCGGGCAGCCAGCAAGAAAAUCGACUACAGCUCCCUCUUCUCCGAAGAUGAAGAGGGAGCCGGUAAUGGUGAUGAUGCCAGCCCGGCUGAAGACGACGAUGAAGACUCACCGGUCAAGCGUCCAGUUAAGCGGACACGCGACGAGGAGAGCAGUGGAGGAGGCAAAAAGAAGGCGCCGCCAAAGAAGCGCCGCGCCGUGAUCGAAAGUGACGAUGACGAGGACGCGGCUAUUGAUCUUGAUGAUGAUGAUGAUUCCGAUUUCGAGUGUUGAGCCACUCGAACUAUUGUUCUUUUUUGCCUAAAGUAUUUUUGAAAAUUCACAAUCAUAUUCGGCGGAGGCUCUAAAGUUUAGAGUCUAAACUCUGCAACGAAUCUUUAUGAUUUCCCAUUAUGCCCCUUAAUGUUCAGCAGUCAAUGUUUCUUUUAUUUUACUUCCAAUGUAUACUUUUCCCGUUUUAAUUUUACUUUAAUUUAUUCCUAAAGGAAUCAACAACUUCGCUACAUUCUCUCCCUGUGGCUGAUCUCUGUAUCCCAGGCCAGAACAGUGAGUUAAUCCACCAACUGGAAUAAAUACAUACAUAAGCAUAAUAUCGAUGUAUUUCCUUACCAUGUUUUAUAAACAUAGUUCUUAGUCCUCUCAUAAAUGUUUUUUAUGUAAAUAAAUCCAUUUUAACCGAA